Messenger RNA from Suillus plorans, 921 nucleotides. RefSeq lists its product as uncharacterized. Bases 1 to 921 code for a protein of 306 amino acids. The transcript has 8 exons. Lineage: Eukaryota; Fungi; Basidiomycota; Agaricomycetes; Boletales; Suillaceae. The record is from RefSeq and is a predicted model, not a curated record.
AUGCUUUCUUACGUUUCUUCCUCUUGCCCUCAGAGUCAAUCUGCAGCGAUCGAUGCCACGGCCUUAGCAUUGCCACCUUGUUCAAGUUUGACACCGUUGUCUCUGAAAGAUCAUGAGACUUUCUUGCUUCUGCAGCCAUCCCACCGCUCUCAAAAGAUAUGGACUGCAGAACUCGACCGAGCACAGCUUGAGCGGAAGAUGGUUUCACUCAACGUCUGGCAUGACCUUCCCAUUUUCAGAGGUCGCGUCAAUCCUGCAGCAGCAGAUUGGAUUGAGAGGUGGGCGAUCGAUGACCCAUCUCCUUUGCUGGCAGUGUUGCCCGCUGAAGCAGAAACCUCACUUGCAAGCGACGGAGAUGCACUAACACCAUUUGCAAUCAUGUCGGUGGCCAUGGAUGCCUUCGCUCAGGCUGCUCCGCCUGUUGUGGAAGUGGAGGCUGAUACCCAAUUGGCACUUUGGGAUGCACAACAGGCUGCAAGAUGCAUGCAUCCACUUUCGGGACCUGCGAUAACUGUGGCGUCUGUUGGCCAAGAUACACAAGCAGAUCUUGAUGCUGCCGAUGGUUACCAGGACGCAUAUCUCGAACCCCUCAGGAUAUUCGACGCUGUCAUUGGAGAGAUCGUACAUCCAUAUGCAAAGAUGGCACUGGGCGCGUUGUCAUGCACUGCCAAAGACCAAGCUGUCAAAGCCACCGAGGCGCAUGCACUGGAAGCUGAAGUUGCCCGGCUGUGUAUGAUGAAGGAAGCACUCCAUGGAGAGAUCAAGACAUUGCGCACUGGCAGCGAAAGCAGUGAGCGGUACAUCUAUUUCUCACCUUUCCUUCCACUUCAGCCUCCGCCUACUGGUAUUCUUUCUGUGUACUUUUCUUAUACUUAUGUGUACACGUAUCAACAGCGUCAGAUCUCUAACAUAGCUCUGUAA